AUGAGCAAAAGGAACCAGGUCUCCUAUGUGCGGCCGGCCGAGCCCGCCUUYCUGAGCCGCUUCAAGCGGCAGGUCGGGUAUCGGGAGGGGCCCACGGUGGAAACCAAGAGAGAACAGCUUCCAACUCCAGAUGAAGACAGUGACAAUGGCAGCGACAAAGAAGAUGAGCAGCCUCAAGUGGUGACACUGAAAAAAGGGGACUUGACUGCAGAAGAAGCAAUGAAAAUUAAACAGCAAAUCAAAGAGGCCUUAAAAUCAAAUGAAUCAGAUGGUGAACCAGAACCUGCUGAUGGAAAAAUUAUGUUCCGGAAGCCCACCAAGCGCUCCUCAGAGAAGUGUUCAGAUCUCAAUGUAAGUUCAAGUAAGAAGCUGCAAGAGGCGAAGAAAGCUAAAAAAGAAGCAUCUACACCUCAGAGUGCAACUAAGCAAAUAAAAAACAGCAGUCUUCUCUCAUUCGAUGAUGAAGAAAAUGAUGAUUAGGAGUUGUAUGUAUUUAUAUUUUACAUAUUAUUUCAGGGAAGAGAGUAAGAUUGAGUGUUUUCUUAGAAACUGAGUGUUAUUGUCUUACUUUGUCUUCUCUUUGUUAUAAUCMAACUAGAGUAACGUAGUAUGAAACUAGUGAGAGCAAAACUGAGCUCAUUUUUUUCAUUUCAGAUGGAACUGUAUAAGCAGUAUCUCAUGUUUUUUAUUUUUAAAAGAGAAUUUAAACGUGUAUGUUAAUGUUAUUUACCAUUGCAAAAGAGCAACAAAAUUCACCUCUGCAUAUCCAGAUUGCAAUCCAAGAAGCACCAUAAUGGUAAUUUGAAUUGAUUAUGCUAGUACAAUCAAUCAAAUCAAAGGAGUUUGAUUCUAGUUGAUUGUCCCAGCCUCUGCAAAAGAAAAUGUCUCAACCAUAUUGGAUAAUCUCCAAAAGUUAUCAUGCUUAAUUGGCUCAGAAGUAUAUAUGUAGAUGCAUAAUCUUGGGGUACUGUUUAUUUUAAAACCUGUAUGUUAUCUUUAAGCUAUGGAAAACUGUUUAUUGGUUUGUUUUUCACACAGUAGGAAAUUUUAAGCAGGAAAUCUAAGUCAAGAAAUGUUACAGCUGUGAUGAACCUUUCACUUGACCAUGUACCAUUUGACCAUGACUGUUGAAAUAGACUACUUUUGGGUGGYUUAUGCAAUAGCACACGGUAAAAUUAAAAAUAGCAUUACAAGCUGAUGAGAUUGAGGAGAACAAGGUGGUGGAAAUAAGUCUAGUGGCUCUGAAGUAUCCUGAAAGUGCUGUGUGUUCUGCAAUUGUAUGUAAGCCAGACCUGAGACUGCUGCGGAAUUACAGGAUGUGAGGCUAUGGAAUCAGUUCUGCUGCUGUGCCACAGGAUGUUCAAAAUUAUUYGGGCCAUAAAGCUUCA
Messenger RNA from Nothoprocta perdicaria, 1388 nucleotides. RefSeq names its product KIAA1143 ortholog. The record is from RefSeq and is a predicted model, not a curated record. Bases 1 to 480 code for a protein of 159 amino acids. The transcript is spliced from 3 exons. NCBI's taxonomy places the organism in Eukaryota, Metazoa, Chordata, Aves, Tinamiformes, Tinamidae.